AUGGAAAUACGAAAGGCCAAGAUCGUGUGUGACAAAUUCGCUCUUUCUCACUUCGCUAUGGGUUUCGUUCUCUACUUCUGUACUGGCAAGAACUUUCGUGAAGAGGUAGCUCGAAUCCUAGGACGCCUAUGUUGUCGAAAGCCUUCAAAACAUCCCAAUAAUAGUUCCAUUAGCGAAAAUGCUCAUUCUGCAAUCUCUAAUCGCUUAAGCAGAGAUACUCGAAGAUCUGAAUCCAUUGUUGCAUCUAAAGCCGCACCGAGUGCGAAAAGGCUGAAAAUUUUAAAGGAAAAUAUUCCCUUCCUCAAACGAGGUAGAAGUCGGGACGAUUUUCCAGGAUUGGAACUCUGCGGAAGAAGAGGCGAGAGACAGCCCUCAAAAUUGCAACUCACAACCAAAAACAAUUUCAAUCUAGACACCCUGGCAUCUUCAUGA
Molecule: messenger RNA, 432 nt
Organism: Rodentolepis nana
Lineage: Eukaryota; Metazoa; Platyhelminthes; Cestoda; Cyclophyllidea; Hymenolepididae
Source: the annotation of a GenBank genome assembly